This is a messenger RNA of Gongylonema pulchrum, 216 nucleotides long. NCBI's taxonomy places the organism in Eukaryota, Metazoa, Nematoda, Chromadorea, Rhabditida, Gongylonematidae. The record is from the annotation of a GenBank genome assembly.
AUGCUGGAUUGUGCGAAGCCAAUUAGCAGCAAUGAAGCCAGAACGGAACGGGCAAAAAAUAUCGACCAAGAGAGUUAUAUGUGUAUAUGCAAACAACAAAAUAAGACAUCAAAUCAGCUGCUUGAAGAAGAUGCGGAAUUUUUGGCACUGCAGCAGCAGCAGGAAAUUGCAGGACAAAAAAGUGGAAUUGAAGGAAGUCGGAACUUUCCUGGGUGA